AUGUCCGGCACAUCGUCAUGCAGCAGUGCAACUACACCAACAGUUGAAGGCGACGAACUCAGAGACGGAGAGUUUGACCAUGAUGAAACACCAGAGUCACUGGCUGCAACUCGAGAGAAGAAGGGUAGCAACCUCAAACUUCCCAAGGAAAUCGGUGCCACUGCAGGAACCAAGUCAGCGCGAGUCACUGCUAAUAUGGGCUUGACGUUGAUGCAAAAGGGAGCCGACGAUGCUGUUGUGGAAGAAAUCAAGCGCUCAGAAGAUAAAUCAAAGCCACUCAAGAAGUUAAAGCUCGAAGACUUACCUUUUGUAGAUAAGAAGGAUAAUGAGAUAUGGGCCCGACUAAUUUGUGCGCUGAUCGAUUGGGCUGGGACAACCACCGAUCCCUUCGGGACGAACGAACACCCAGAGGUCUCUAGCAGGCUGCAGGAAUUGUGGGAUCUUCUCUUUGGCCACAACAAGGUCGACAUUACUAAGUGUCCUGCUAUCAAGAAAGUGGCAACGGACCAGCUGAAUGAGUGGCGGAGUAUGCUUGGGAAAAACGCCAUGAAGAUUCUCGAACGUGAACUCAAAAAAGCAGAAUACCGAGUUGAUACCAAUGCUCGGAUCAAAUAUGUCCAAGAUCGCCUGCCUCAAAAAAUAGAAGGUCAAAAAUGUGUGCCAUUCAUUUACGCGGAUCACCAGAGUCUGAAAGGAUCGUGGUUGGCUCCCAUGCUCCUGGAGUUACUUGCGACACAUGCGAGGCAUUGUGGAACAUCAUUUCAGGCAUUCGGGAAACCUGCAGGUGCAUUGGGGGUUUGCGCAGCUGCGGUGCACCGCACGCUAUUUUUGUACAAGGAUGGUGAUUCUGCGAAAGAAGCUGCCAAGGAGGUGAAGCGUGCCGGUCUCCCUUCCCAGCCCACGAGAAAAGUCUCCUUCGAUUCGGCAUGGGGCAGUGUUGCUAUGCAGUACUCACUCCAGACGGCUCAACUCCCUGAUAAAAAGUGGGAUCAGAUUGUAGAUGGCAUGUGGAAGCUGGUAGGUGAAGACUCUCUGGCCCAUCGUGUCCAUGUUGCCUCGGAUGACGACUCUAUGGAUGUCCGUGAUGCCAUUCCACUCUCAGACGACAACGAAGAGAAUUCUUAG
Suillus fuscotomentosus is the source of this 1125-nucleotide messenger RNA. RefSeq lists its product as uncharacterized. The transcript is spliced from 5 exons. The record is from RefSeq and is a predicted model, not a curated record. Lineage: Eukaryota; Fungi; Basidiomycota; Agaricomycetes; Boletales; Suillaceae. The coding region runs from base 1 to 1125 and encodes 374 amino acids.